Messenger RNA from Lathyrus sativus (Indian pea), 846 nucleotides. Lineage: Eukaryota; Viridiplantae; Streptophyta; Magnoliopsida; Fabales; Fabaceae. The record is from the annotation of a GenBank genome assembly.
AUGUCGCGGACGAUGGAGUGGGCGGCGAGAGCAGACCACCUCAGAGGCCUACCAAGAAAACUCGUAAUAGCCACAAUUGGUUCCUUCGCCAAAACGGUGGCAUCUCUCAUCAACACAACCUCCGUUCACAACGCCGACACUCUCCUCCGCCUCGUCCGCUCCAGACCCCAAGGCAUUCCCCUCAUCACGGUUAGCAAUCACAUGUCCACUUUGGACGAUCCUGUAAUGUGGGGAUUCAAGGGUUUUCCAAUCUUUGAUACAAACAUAGCUCGUUGGGUUCUCGCCGCGGAAGAUAUCUGUUUCAGAAAUCCCCUCUAUUCCUAUGUUUUUCGAACCGGGAAAUGCAUACCCAUCACAAGAGGAGGUGGAAUAUAUCAAGAGCACAUGAAUGAAGCGCUUGAGCGCUUAAAUAAUGGAGAAUGGCUGCAUACUUUUCCAGAAGGAAAAGUUUAUCAAGAUGAUGCACCUAUAAGGCGAUUGAAAUGGGGAACUGCUAGUCUUAUUGUCCGUGCACCUAUAACUCCAAUUGUAUUACCAAUUAUUCAUCAUGGCUUUCACGAGGUGAUGCCAGAGAAAUAUAUGUUUGGUAGAAGGCCUCCUUUACCGCUAUGCAAUAAGAAGAUCAACAUUAUUAUUGGUGAUCCAAUUGAAUUCGACCUUCCAGCAAUAAGUGAAAUGGCUAUUGCCCAAUCUCGAAAUGACUCCUUCCCUACUUUUGGGUGGCCCCGAACUUCCAAUGGUUUGGAUGAGGCUGCACAGCGAUAUCUGUACACCACAGUUUCAGAGAAAAUUCGUGCUGCCAUGGAGAAAUUAAGGUGCUAUGGCAAAAGUUUUCUGAAGUCAUAG